Molecule: messenger RNA, 816 nt
Organism: Rhodotorula toruloides NP11
Lineage: Eukaryota; Fungi; Basidiomycota; Microbotryomycetes; Sporidiobolales; Sporidiobolaceae
Product: dolichyldiphosphatase
Exons: 2
Coding region: 1-816 (271 amino acids)
Molecular function (GO): sphingosine-1-phosphate phosphatase activity
Source: RefSeq, a predicted model, not a curated record
AUGAUCCGCCAACUGUGGCUGUACACGCUGCAGAACACGCAGUUCGUUGUGACGACGCUCACAGCGUACUUCAUCCUGCGCAUUCGGACGGCACAUUCGCUGUACUUUGGCGCCGGGACACUCGUUGCUGCUUUUACCGCCAAGAUCUUGAAGCGCUUCAUUCGACAACCUCGACCGGCCGGCGCGAAGAAGUACGAGAAGACGUACGGGAUGCCCUCAACGCACUCUUCCUCCAUCGCCUUCUUCGGCACCUACCUCUCCCUCUCCUCCCUCUUGCUCCCACUCCACCCGCGCGUCACUUCCCUCCUCCCCUUCUGGAACCGCUUCUCCAACCUUGCGACCACUCGGGGGCUUGGCGCCGCUCAAAACUCCUUUUGGCGACAUAUGGCCGGCGAGUGGGGCCAGCGGGUCACUCGAAUCGUGCUCGCCCUUUGCUUCCUCGCGGGAACGGCGAGCGUCUGCUGGAGCCGCGUUCGCCUAGGCCAUCACACCAAAGCGCAGGUCAUCGCGGGCGCGAGUCUCGGGUCGACGAUUGCGCUCGCUUGGAUGACUCUGUGGUUGGGACUCGACGGCUGGAGCACGUUGAGCGGGAAGGACCUGGAAAACGUAGUGGCAGGAUUCGCAGGCGGAGCGGGGAAAGCCGUCCCGACCUGGCUGAUUCACGGCGUCAAAGAGCCGGCAAUUGUGUGGGAACGGGCUGCCGAGGAUGCGGCGUUUGUUGCCCUUGAGGCGUGGGAGACGCGGCGGUGGGAAGGGCUGAAAGAGUUGCGGUACUUAUUCCCGCUCAUCCGGCGCGGUGCGGGCGGCGAGUUGUAG